AUGCCGUUCGAAGCUCGAGUCAAGCAAGUUCUUUCAGGAGAUACAAUUGUUUUGGGCCAUGUCACCAACAAAGGACAGGAGCGCACAUUGAGCUUGGCAUAUGUGUCUGCUCCCCGCCUGAGGAAAGAAGGAGAUGAGCCCUUUGCUUUCCUCUCCCGUGAAUUCCUUCGUGAGCUCCUUGUCGGCAAGGUGGUGCAAUUCCAGGUCCUCUACUCUGUCCCCACUGGUCGCGAAUAUGGCGUUGUCAAACUUCCUGGCACCGAGGCCUCUCUACCAGAACUAGCUGUCCAAGAGGGAUGGGCUCGCGUUCGAGAAGAAGCUGGCAAGCGUGGCGAUGAAUCCGAGGAAUCGCUUGCUCUGCUGGGCAACCUGAGAGCGUUAGAGAGUCAAGCCAGAGAUCACAAAAAGGGCAUUUGGGGCAGUGACCCGCGAGGAUCUCUUGAGACUGAAUAUGCGAUCGAAGACGUCAAGUCCUUGGUAGAGGAAAAUAAGGGUCGUCAAAUGGAUGCUGUCGUGGAACGGGUAUUCGGUGGUGACAGAUUGUUGAUUCGCCUAUUCCUCGAGCCUACCCGUCACUUACAAACCAUCAUUGCCGUCGCUGGUAUUCGUGCUCCAUCCGCUCCUCGUGUCGCUGCAGAUGGCACUCAACAACCCGGUGAGCCUCUCGGUGCUGAGGCUCAGCAAUUCGUCGAAGCCAGACUUUUACAGCGAAAGGUCCGAGGUCAAUUACUUGGUGCUACCCCCCAGGGACAACUUAUCGGCACUGUAUUACACCCUAACGGCAACAUUGCCAAAUUUCUUCUAGAGGCAGGUCUAGCUCGUUGCUUUGAUCAUCACUCUAUUUUACUGGGCGCUGAGAUGGCCGCUUUCCGUCAAGCUGAGAAGACCGCCAAGGAUAAGAAACUCGGACUGUUCACCGGACACGUUGCUACCAAGGGCCCUACUGGUGCGGAUAGUGACUACAUCGUUGGACGCGUGCUCAAUGCCGAUACCAUCGUUUUGAGAAACAAAGCUGGCGCAGAAAAGAAAGUUAGCCUUAGCAGCAUCAGACAACCCAAGCCCUCCGAUCCUGCUCAGGCUCCAUAUGCCGCCGAAGCCAAGGAAUAUCUGCGUAAAAAGGUCAUCGGAAAACAUGUCAAGGUCACCAUUGACGGCAAAAAGCCAGCUAAUGAGGGUUACGAAGAGCGUGAGGUUGCUACAGUUGUGCUGGGCAAUACCAACCUUGCUCUCUACUUGGUUGAGGCUGGUUAUGCCUCGGUGAUUCGUCACCGACAUGAUGACGAGGAUCGAUCAUCCCAAUACGAUGCUCUCCUCGCCGCGGAAGAAGCAGCUAAGAGCGAACAAAAGGGAAUGUGGUCGACCAAACCUCCCAAGGCCAAGCAAUACCAGGACUACUCCGAGAACCUUCAGAAAGCGAAGAUGGAAGUUUCGAUCUUGCAGAGACAGAAGAGAGUGCCCGCUGUUGUCGACUUUGUGAAGUCAGCAUCUCGAUUUACGCUUCUUGUGCCACGUGAAAAUGCUAAGUUGACAUUUGUCCUUUCUGGAAUUCGGGCCCCCAAGUCUGCGCGCGGUCCUGAUGAUGCGGCUGAGCCAUUUGGAAAUGAGGCUCACGAGUUCGCUAACAAGAGGGUUUUGCAACGAGAUGUUGAGAUUGACGUUGAGAAUAUUGACAAAGUUGGUGGUUUCAUUGGUGUCAUGUACGUCAACAGGGAGAACUUCGCCAAGCUCCUGGUUGAGGAAGGUCUCGCUACUGUUCACGCCUACUCAGCCGAACAAUCUGGUCACGGCCCGGAGUUGUUUGCUGCGGAGAAGAAGGCAAAGGAGGCCAGAAAGGGAGUUUGGCACGACUGGGAUCCUAGCAAGGAUGUGGAAGACGAGGAGGAAGUCGUGGCUGGUAACGGAGCGGCAGACGGUAAUGGAGAGACCGUCACCGAGCGUCGCAAGGAUUACCGCGAUGUCAUUGUCACUCACAUCGACCCAGCCACUGCAAAGUUGAAGCUGCAACAGAUUGGAGGCGGUACCUCAGCCUUGACAGAGCUCAUGAACUCGUUCCGCUCAUUCCACUUGAGCAAGACCAACGAUACACCACUUCCCGGUCCUCCCAAGGCAGGCGACUUCGUUGCUGCGCGCUUCUCAGAAGAUAACGAGUGGUACCGCGCUAAGAUCCGACGAAACGACCGAGAGAAGAAGACAGCUGAGGUAUUGUACGUCGACUAUGGUAACUCCGAGGUCAUCCCAUGGUCUCGCUUGCGACCACUUUCACAGCAAUUCUCAGUACAGAAGCUAAAGGCCCAAGCGGUGGACGCCACAUUGUCUCUGCUCCAGUUCCCAGUCUCUGCCGAGUAUCUCGCAGAUGCCGUGCAAUUCAUUGGCGAGCAGACCUUUGACCGCGAACUCGUGGCUAAUGUCGAUUAUGUAUCUCCCGAAGGCACACUAUUCGUCACUCUCUUGGACCCAAAACAAUCGCAGAAUUUGGAACAGAGCAUCAACGCGGAGGUUCUUCGCGAAGGUCUCGCCAUGGUGCCCCGCAAGCUCAAGGCGUGGGAACGGGCAUCUGCUGAUACUUUGGCUCAUUAUAAGAAGGUGGAGGAGGAAGCCAAGCAGAAUCGACGCGGCAUGUGGGAGUAUGGCGAUCUGACGGAGGACUAG
This is a messenger RNA of Talaromyces marneffei, 2649 nucleotides long. RefSeq lists its product as uncharacterized. The record is from RefSeq and is a predicted model, not a curated record. NCBI's taxonomy places the organism in Eukaryota, Fungi, Ascomycota, Eurotiomycetes, Eurotiales, Trichocomaceae. Gene Ontology annotation, cellular component: RISC complex; nucleus; cytosol. The transcript is spliced from 2 exons. Gene Ontology annotation, molecular function: nuclease activity; RNA binding. Gene Ontology annotation, biological process: regulatory ncRNA-mediated gene silencing; mRNA catabolic process. The coding region runs from base 1 to 2649 and encodes 882 amino acids.